Platichthys flesus (European flounder) is the source of this 10986-nucleotide messenger RNA. It is a transcript of the gene prrc2c, whose product is annotated as proline-rich coiled-coil 2C. The record is from RefSeq and is a predicted model, not a curated record. The transcript is spliced from 34 exons. Bases 468 to 9020 code for a protein of 2850 amino acids. Gene Ontology annotation, biological process: cell differentiation. Lineage: Eukaryota; Metazoa; Chordata; Actinopteri; Pleuronectiformes; Pleuronectidae.
UUGUGAGACAGGCCGAGGCGCGAGCGGGGCCUCACUCAACUAGGAACACGGUCUGGCGCGAGUUCACGGGCGGGGACAGACACGGAAUCACGGGACGACUUGGGACCGGGUUCUCGCAGUGACUGCCGAACACACGAGGACGCAGAGGCGGCUCUAGACGGCGCAGGAGCCACGAGACAGGAGCCGUGCAUGUGGAGAGCGGUUUUGCUGGCAGCCGACGAGCUAAGUAGCUAACCAGCGUUUAGCCCGAACUGGGUUAGCGGGCUAGCCAGCUUUUGUAAUCCGCCGGCGAGACACACUUUUUACUCCACCGCGAACCAGGCCGACACCGGGUUUCCAGCGGAGCCGCGCCGGAACCGAACAGGACAAAGGAGGCACCGCCACUGGCAGGUGGGUGUGAGCGCCGCGAGAGGAGGCUGGUUCUGGGGGCGAGGCCAAAGGACCAGACUCAAUGAGGAUCCAGCGAAAUGUCCGAGAAGUCAGGGCAGAGCACAAAGGCAAAGGAUGGCAAAACAAAGUAUGCAACCCUUAACCUCUUCAAUACCUACAAGGGCAAAUCUCUGGAAACCCAGAAAACUGCAGUGGCUGCCAGACAUGGGCUCCAGAGUUUGGGCAAGGUGGCUUCCAGUCGGCGCAUGCCCCCUCCAGCCAACCUGCCCAGCCUGAAGGCAGAGAACAAGGGAAACGACCCCAACGUCAAUAUUGUCCCCAAAGACGGUAGUGGCUGGGCGUCCCGCAACGAGGCAGAGGGGGAGAGGCAACAGGAUACGCCCCCACCGCAGAUCAAACCAGUUGUGGUCCCGCCACCGGAGCUGCCUGUUGUGGGCAGCCGGUCCUGGGCCAACAGCAAGCAGACACAGCUUGACGGAGCUCCUCGUGUGAGCAGCCAGUUUCAACACGAGUUUCCCAGCUUGCAAGCAGCUGGUGAGGCGGAGAAAGGGGACAGUCAAGAGGAGGAGCCUUAUGGACCUGGCCCCAGCCUCAGACCUCAAAAUGUUGGCAGUUGGAGGGAGGGCGGAGGCAGGAAUUUGACCACUGCUCCCAGCCCUCCUGAGAUGGAUAACAGGGUUCCGGAGGAGGGAAGUACAAGCCUUGAUACCACCACACCACCUGUAGAAGCUGACGACCCCGGCCGAGAUGUGACCGCCGACAUUCAGAGGGAGAGGCUUCCCCCAACUGGGCCUCCUCAGCCUAAACUUAAUGGGGGGCAGCAACCUCCUGCUGGGGUGCCAACUCAAUUCGAUCCUGCUUUCAGGAGCAUGAUGCCACCCUAUAUGUUCCACGCUUAUCCUCAAUUGUCUGCAAGCACCGGGCAAGCAAACGUCAGAUACCCUGUACCACAAGAUGGAGCAAAGUCUCUCAGAGGUGCCCGUUCAGCACGACCCCAGCAGGCCCCGCCUCAGGCCUGGCGCCUGGACCCAGACAGGCCUGCAAUCAUCAGUGCAUCAGAACUGAAGGAGCUGGACAUCUUGGACGCUGACACAGACGAGGGCUGGGCAGGAGCUCAGAUGGAGGUGGACUACACAGAGAAACUAAACUUCAGUGAUGAUGAGGAAAACCAAGCUGCUAAAGAAAAAGGAGAGAACUGGGGUUUGAUGGGGAAAGUUGAACGUAUAAGACCUCGGCCAAAAGAAGGUCAUGAGGGGUCUGAAGACCGUGGGGGCAACAAGACUUCACGGGCAGACAACGUAGAUCCAAGAGCGCCAUCACCUGGCAGUAUAGGGCAGUACAGUAAAUCAACUGCUUCACAAGACUACCAGGGUGGGAGUCGUUCUGUUAGUGGAGCAGCUCCACGGGGGAACAAGCCACAGACUGCAUCAGCACCUGGUGCCGAUGAGGACCCUGAGGCCUGGAGACAGAAGCGCAAGAAGCCUUCAGAAGUUUCUGAAGCUGUAGAACGAGCAAGGCGUAGGAGAGAUGAAGAGGAGCGGCGGAUGGAUGAACAGAGGCUUGCGGCCUGUGCAGAAAAACUUAAACGUCUCAAUGAAAAACACCGCCAGGCAACUGAGGGCAAAUCCUCCCCGACUCAGUCCACCACCGAUGAGGCAGAAGCUGCCCCUGAGAUUGCCCCCUUAUCAGCUCCCACUCCUGAACCCAGUCCUGUACCUUCAGUCCAAGUUUCACAAUCGGAAGAACCAAUGCAAGCUCCUCUCCCAGAGCAGGUGGAUCAAGACAUGGAGAGGAUAGAGCCAGAAUGGGAGAAAGUUGAACCAAGUGCCGAGGAGGAGGUUCAAUUGCCUCCUCAGCCCAGCCCUCCCGUCCAGAGACCUGUGGUCGUUGCUCCAGAACCUGAGAAUGAGGGAGAGAGCUCUUUGGCUGAGGUCGGCCCCCUUAUGGAGGAAGACCAGGCUGAACGGACAACAGUGCCUAUCCAAGACUAUUUCAACAUAGAGGACAACAGAGUGGAUGAGCCCCACCUGUCUCUGCCUCACAUGGACACACCAAUUGGUGAGGAUGUCUCCGUGGCACCCCCACAGCUGGAAGGAGAAGCAGCUUCUGCUAUGCGUCCAUCUCUCACCUCAGGCUAUUCCAAACAGUUUCAAAAAUCUUUGCCACCCCGUUUCCUCAGACAGCAGGAGCAGAUGAAGCAGCAACAAUGGCAGCAACAGCAGAGUGGGGGCUCUGUGUCCCCAUCAGGUGCUGGCGCUGCUCCAACUACACAGCAGCAGCAACAACAACAGCGCUCCAUGUAUCAACCUAUGGGCCCCCACCACCAGCAUCUGGCCUCCAUGGGCUUUGACCCCCGCUGGCUAAUGAUGCAGUCCUACAUGGACCCUCGCAUGAUGUCAGGACGUCCUCCAAUGGACAUACCAACUAAUAUUCACCCUGGGCGAAUGCCUCCAAAGCAGAUUGUGCGCAGAGAGCCUGGUGACAACUCCAGCUCCAGCUCAGACUCCUUUGACCACUUGACCCGGCCAAUUCGUGACCAUGGCCUUGCCUCAGACUCACGGAUGGUAUGGGGAUCGGACCCAUACCCACAAUCAGAGCCUUUACCUUCUGUUACUCCUCCAAAAGGACGCAAUGAUACCAACGAGCAGAGAAUCGACUCUAGUCUGGAUCUGGAUAGAGUUCUCCCAGCUAUAUACCCCCAGGAACAUAGUGGAUUGGACUCUCGUAAGAGUAACUUCUUCCGGGACCCUACAGAGUCCUUGUCAACAUUUACCCAGGGCCCAGUGGACUUAUCUGGGCCUCUAGACCUCCCUGUAGUCUCAGCUUUUGAUUCUGAGGAACCAGGCCUACCGAGUGGGGAAGAAGUAGAGGCUCUUGGUCAAGCUAUGCUCCAAAGGAGCGUCUCCCAGGGCUCCAGUAACUCCCUCAAGCUUGAUGAGCCCAGGUUCGAUGGGCUACCCGUGGGAACAAAGUCCCUAGAGCCACAGGACACAGGGGAAAGGGCUGAAGAUAAGCCCCAAAAUGAACUCUACUCCCAGGCUACAGUGACAAACCACAGGGCUACACCUCCUGCUGAUGGAUUACACAAACAAGAGAAGCUGCCUCUGCCACUCCCCAGCAAGCAGAAGGCUGAGCUGCGCUGGGGAGGGAGAUCAGGGGCUGGACGCAGAGAAGGACCAGGUGGGGAGAGACCCCUCCGCAGGUCUGGGCCAAUAAAGAAACCUGUCCUAAGGGACAUGAAAGAAGAGAGGGAACAAAGAGAAGAGAGAGAGAAGCGUCACGAACGAGGGGAAAGAGGAGAAAGAGGCGAAAGAUCCAAAAAAGAUCAGUCAUCCAAGGCUCCUACUGCAGCUGCUGUUUUGUCUGAGGGAUGCAGACCUCAGAGUGAAGCAAAGAGAGAAUCUACAGAGCUUGAGGAAACAUCGACUGGCCUUCAGAGAGUUAGAGACUCUCAGCCUUCAUCGGGGCCUCCUACUUGUCUGCCUUCUUCUCAGGAAGAGAAGGCAGACAAACCACCCAGCAAUGACAAACAUCCAGAACCCAAAUUGCCUUCCAGAAAAGAGUCCAAUCUUCCUCCGCGUUCCUAUCGACGGGAGGACCGAGAGAGAGAACGUGACAGGGACAGAGUUAGGGACAGGGACAUGGUUAGGGACAUGGUUAGAGACAGGGACAUGGUUAGAGACAGGGACAUGGUUAGGGACAGGGACAUGGACAAGGACAUGGACAAGGACAGAGAUAGAGAGUGGCCUGCUGACUCAAAUUUCAAAGGACGUGGCAGAGGGGAGUAUUACGCUAGAGGACGCAGCUACCGAGGUACCUACAGUGGUCGCAACAGGGGGAGUCGCGGCAGGAGUCGAGCGGAGUACCCUUAUAGAGAGCCCCGAUCACGCUCUGAUUUACCUGCAGUGGGAGGUGCUGCUGCCUUUCGCAAUAGGGAAGAAAGUGAAACUCGCAGUGAAAGCUCAGACUUUGAGGUUAUUCCAAAACGCAGACGACGACGGGGUUCAGAUACAGAUUCUGAAAGUGAAGGUGGGAGAGAGUCUGCUAGUGAUACCGGACCCUCUGACCGCGAACCUAGCACCAAACCUAGCCGUCCACUAAGACGAGAACUCCCUGGCGAGGUCCGAUCUGGGCCCCACAAGCCAGGCUUUGGACCUCCUCACAUAGGAGAAAGGGCUGGAUUCAGAGCGGAUGAUGAAAAUAGGCCCAAGCCAGGAUUCCUUCCUAAAGGAGAACCUUCUCGGCGCGGGAGAGGUGGAUUAUACAAUAGACGAGGUGUAGCAAGGGAACGUGGUGGCCCUCGCCCUGCCCCUCUUAGACGGCCAAUGUCCAGAGAGUCCUCUUCACAGUGGCCCUCUAAACCCAUGGAGACAUUUAGGCCUGAGGAAAUGGAAUCGGCUCAAAGAUAUGACAAUCCUCCCAAUGACCGGCGGCCACCUAAGUCUGAGGGCAAGAAAUUUGUGGACGGACCACAGAGUAGCAGAGAAAGGCCUCGUAGAUCCCGACCAGCACGCCCCCCCAGGCAAGAUAAACCCCCCCGCUUCAGACGCUUGAAGGAGCGGGAGGCGGCCGUGAUAGGUAGUGGAGAAACAGCCUCAAGUCCACCUGCCCAUUUACCCCAAGUGCCUGCUACUUCUGCUAGGUCUGCCCCAAUAUCCCUUUCCCCAACCCUGUCUAGAGCUCCAGGAACCCCUGUUACUGUGUCUGCAGAAGCAGCAGCAACUAUGCCUGCACCCGACCUGCCCUCUACUAUAGAAGCGUCCCUACCUGAGACCAGCAGCCCCACAAUCGCUGCAGUCGGUACCAAGUCCCCUGAUCUGUCCAACCAGAACUCUUCAGAUCAAGCCAAUGAGGAAUGGGAGACUGCUUCUGAAAGCAGCGACUUCAACGAAAGGAGAGAGCGAGAAGAGAGGAAAGGAGCACUGGAGGCAACUAAUGAAGCCGCCGCUGCCUCUGCUGCGGCACCCACACUUCCUCAGGGCUCUUUGACCCCCAAUAAAAGCCCACCUGAAGGAGGGGUGACUCCAAAACGUGAAGUUGCUCCUGCAGCCAAGAGGAGUUUCUCCAGUCAGAGGCCGGCGGAGAGACAGAAUCGUAGAGGCAACAGUGGAGCCAAACCAGUCCGGGGCUACACUGGGGGCAAAGGGGAGAGAAGGGGAGGGCCCAAAGCAGGGCGCAAAGGCCCUCUAGCCCACCAGAACUCGGAGGCAACAGCAUCAACUGCUGGAGGAGCAGCCCAAAGAACUUCGAAAGAGCAGUCUGCCCGUCGCAAAGAUGAGACCAAACAGAUCCCUAAGAAGCCCAAGGAGAAUGCUCUUUCUCAGUUUGAUCUCAACAAUUAUGCCAGUGUUGUGAUCAUUGACGACCAACCAGAGGUCACCACCACAGAGGACCCUCAGUCCAGCACCAAUGAUGACGGCUUCACAGAGGUGGUCUCCCGCAAGCAACAAAAACGCCUUCAGGAUGAGGAGAAACGGAAAAAGGAAGAGCAGACACCUCAGAACUGGGGUAAAAAGGGCUCUGGUGAGAAGAGCAGAGGGGGAGGAGGAAAGCUGCCACCAAGAUUUGCUAAAAAACAAUCAUCGCAACAACAGCAGCAGCAGCAUCAUCAUCAACAUCAACAGCAAGCCUCUCAGCCUGCUGCAGUGUCUAUUCCCCAGGCCCAACAGCAGCCUACCAUUGCUGCCCCCCAGCAUCCUCACCUGCCGCCUACCCAGCCUGCUGCAUCCCCUCAGACUCUGGAAGGAACGGUGGCUCCUCUGCCCACUAUCCCCCCUGCUGCUGUGGACUUCACCUCCAAAAACCUUCCCCCCGUUCCCGCCCAGACGCACAUUACUAUGGGUACAGAGCUGUGGGACAACAAGGUUGCGGGCUCCACUGUCCUUCCUGAUGUGAAGAAGCUUGGUCCAAUAAGCCCUCCUCAGCCGCCUUCUGUGAGCGCCUGGAACAAACCUCUCACCUCCUUUACUGGCACUGUCUCCUCUGAGGGUGUGAAGCCAGGAGCUGAGGGCAGUGUAGAGUUGGCAAUCGACAGUAUUCAGUUUGGAGCACCAUCAUCUGCAGGCAGCACAGACAGUGAUGGAGUUCCAGCGUUGAUGGAGAUGGGCUCUGAAAACAAACUCCCUGCUCCCAAAGAACAGAGACAGAAACAACCUCGAGCUGGCCCAAUCAAAACACAGAAGCUUCCUGAAAUGGAACCAAUGGAAACCAAGGAAUAUAAGCCAGGUCCCAUAGGUAAAGAGCGUUCACUAAAGAACCGUAAGGCCAAAGACGCACGUGGAGUAGAAGGCGAGGGCAUGGAGGGAGGAGUUCCUGGAGGAGGUGUCAGCAGAGUCACAGAACCCAGUCCUCCCACCAGUGACACUGGCGUUCCAGAGCUGGGAGACAUCGAGGGCAUGAUUACAGUCCCCUCAGCAGAGUUCAUCAGUAGCUCAAAGGAAUCUGUCACUGACUACACCGCCCCCUCCUCCUCACUGGCUGACAGUGUUCCUACAGGAGUCAACAAAAUAGAAGAAAGUUUGGUGACAAAUGUGGCAAUGCCUCAUUCGUUGCCCAUUCCUAGGCGAGAGACCCUGCAGCAGAGCUCCAGCCUCAGCACUGUCUCCCCUGCUACUGUUGACUUAACGCUAAAGAUGGAAUCUGCUCGUAAAGCUUGGGAGAACUCCCCAAGUCUGGAGAAGAAUUCUGCGGUCACCUCCUCUUCAUCCCCCAUCACUUCAUGUGCAUCCUCGUACUCUUCCUUCUCCUCGGCCUCCAUGCCACAGAUCCCUGUGGCUUCUGUUACUCCCAGCACUUCACUGACGGGUUCUGGCACCUACACCACGUCAUCGCUCAGCACCAAGACCACCACAGCUUCUGACCCCCCAAACAUCUGCAAGGUGAAGCCCCAACAGUUGCAGGGUGCUAGUUUGUGCUCCAGCAGUAGCAGCAGCUUCUCUCAGCUGGGCUGCGUGCCUGCCCUCCUGCCCCAGCAGCAGACCCCACAGGUUUACGUCUCCCAGUCUGCAGCAGGUUCUGCAGCUCAGAUUCCAGCAUUCUACAUGGACACUAGUCACCUCUUCAGCACCCCCCACCCUCGCUUGGCUCCUCCCUCCCUGGCACAGCAGCAAGGCUUCCAGCCUGGACUCUCACAGCCAACAGCAGUGCAGCAGAUUCCCAUCCCCAUGUACGCUCCACUGCAGGGUCAGCACCAGCAUCAGCACCAACACCAACAUCAACACCAACACCAACAUGCGCACCAACAUGCGCACCAACACACACACCAGCCCCAGCUAGGACUCGGCGCUGGACCUCCAGUGUCCCAGCCACAAGAUCUGUUCAGCUCCUCGCUGCAGCCUUACAGGUCUCAGCAGGCAUUCAUGCAGAACAGCCUGUCACAGGCCUCCAUGAUGCUGUCAGGACCAUCCCUGCACAGCUACGCCAGCGUGCAAGCACCUGACAUGGGCAAGCCUCAGUCCAGCCUAACCUAUCAGCAGCAGUCAUCCACUCAGCACAUUCCCAUUCUGUUUGAGCCGCAGCUCAACCAGCCCUCUGGCAUGGGAGGCUCCCAGCUCAUUGACACACACCUGCUGCAGGCUCGACAGGGGAUGAAUCAGCAUUCAAACAUGUACUCGGGGCAGGUGCAACAACAUGGCCAGAGUAGCUACUACAGCAACACUCAGUCGCCCAGUUCAGCAAUGCAACAGGUGACGGUCCCUCACCCUGGUUCCCAAAUGUCUAUGUCGAACUUUGGCUCGAGCGGAGGCCAGCCCCUCCUGGCACUGCCCCCCACGCCGCCUCAGGCCCAGCCCCCCAACAUCAACCGACAGCCGCCAGUGUCCCAGGCGUACCGCAGCAUCAUGGGCCCCAGCCACAACAUGAUGCCGCCACCCACCAGCAAGUGUAUGCUCCUGUGUUAUGACGCGCUGCAGAUGGACAUGGAUCUUAAACUCUUUGGCAGUGGGAUGGACGUGAAGCCUGGAACUCCUCCUGGAGCCAGGAGCACAACACCCAACUCCAGUCAUUACAGGGCCAGCUCCACCUCUCCUAGCAGCCAGUCCAGUAAGAUGAACAGCAUAUUGUACCAGAAGCAGUUUCAGCCCAACUCUGCUGGGAUGAGGAUGGCGCAGCAUUUCCCUGGACAGUUCAACCCUCAGAUGCUCUCUCAGCCCAACAUAGUUUCUCCUCUGGUUCGACCUCCUCACGCUAACUCAUUUGCUGGGGGUGUUCAGCGCUCUCCCAUGGGCCCUCCAAUGUCAGCGAAUGUGGGUGGUGGGCUAAUGCCUCAUCCCCGACCCCAGUAUCCACAACACAGCCAGCAUCUUUCCAGAGGACCCCCUGGUCCCUCGAUUAUUCCAAGAGGCGCACAUGGGUCUCUGAAGGCUGAACAGGACCUAAAGGCAAAGCAGCGGGCUGAGGUGCUCCAGUCCACUCAGAAGUUCUUCGCAGAGCAGCAGCAGCUUAAGGCAACGCAAGCCAGCAAAGCUGCUCGACUUGAUCAGGGAGGAAAACCCUCCCUGGACACCUCUGCCCAAAACCAUCAGGCAGGAGGCGAACGCCCCGAUUCUGACAAACCCCCCAUCUCCACGGCCAAGCCCAUAAGGACUGGCCCCAUAAAACCACAGGCCAUCAAACCAGAAGAGGGCAAGUAAAGAGCCCCCGACCGUUUUCGGAUGACUAUACAAAUGGAUGGAAGAGCGGAGGAGAGGGAGAAUCUAGCCCCAUUCACUCAGUCACCACCUCAUAUCUGCCAUGGGGGACAUAUUGGGGGAGGAGGAUGAGUUCGGUAGAGAUCCAAACAGUAGUGGUUACUGAGAGUAGGCACUGUCCUGCGUAUAUAUAAAUAUAUAUAUUCCUAUUCCUCUUCUUUCUCCCCCCGUCUUGUCCCACUGUAGGUUGGGGCAUUUGAGUUGGAUUCUUCCAUCAUGUUUAGAUGCCGACGAAAUGGCCGCACAAGUUGUUCAACAGAAAUCUACUGUGACGGUAGAUAAGAGGAGAGUUGGAGAGAGAAAAUUUGAGAUGAGAUUUGCUGCUGAGUUUGCCAUUUUUAUAGCUCUCGAUUUCUGUACCUAUUUUAUUUUCCCAAAUAGUGUCGUGCAUAUUAUAGGAGAGACCUGUUUCGUUAACGAAAGAAUGAAGCAGAUGUUUUUGUAGUCCAAACAAUCUUCAGUGUAUGUAGUGAAGCACACUUUUUGUUGCCCAAUCACCCAUCGUAACCAAUCCAGAGAUUUGUGCUCAUGCACACGCUCCCUCAACGGUUUCACCCACAGUCACCGCACAGAGACGUGAAAUAAGAAAUUAUGUUGUCAUUUUGUUUUUUGUUUGAUCAGAAUGGUAAUGUGAAAAAUUGCAGCAUUUGAUUGACGUAAAGGAUUGAUUUAUUGAUUAGUCUGCCUGUGAGCCUUUGCUCUCCUGCCUUCUGCUCUCAUCUUCUUGCCUGAGAAUCACUGACGUGUUGGAGUGUGUCGGGUUGUAGUAGAAACAGGAGGGAGCUCGUAUCUGGACCCUCCUGUACAUUUAGCCGAAGGUUGAAGCAGCGCAGAGAUGUUGCAGCCUUUUGGAUUGCUGUUGCCUUGGCAGCAGGGUUUUGAGUGGAUUUACAGGAUUCAUGGAGGAUGUAUGAUCACUACAGGCAGCUGUUCCAGUUUAGGGGCUACUGUCACACAACCUUUCACUGCUUUAACACCCAUCCUCGCUGUCACACACAAACACACACACUUCACUGCAAAGCACCCAGAUCUGCUGCUAUUGACUGAAUUCAGUGUCCUUAGCUAGAAUAAAGCAGGAUAGGGCUAUUUAGAGGUUAUAGAAGUGGCGAAGAGUUGAUUGUUAAACAAUAGAGAACUUUCCAGUGCGAGUGCGUGUGUCAAUCCCCCACAUUAAGGGGGGGACAAGAACAGGACAGAACGGAGAAAACAAUGGAUAGAAAGGACACUUUUUGUUUUUGUUGACUUUACUGAUGAGAGCAAUCAGUGCUGUUUUCUGUCUCUGCCUCACCUCGGCCGGCUGUCCCACCCACAAUGCUCUCAUCUCGGGGUUGUGGUGACGAGGGUCCUUCAGAAACGUACAGCGGUAUGCACCCUGAGGUGGGGGGGGCAGUCCUCCACACAUCUACCCCAGCUGGGGGAAGUGUCAUUGCAUUGGAUGAGGGAGGGAGGGUGGGUUAUGAAUAUUUUUUUUUUUUUUUUUUAUUCUUUUGUUUUUUUUGUUGUACUUGUACAGGGGUUUCAUCGCUGUAUUAAAAGAUGUACGGUCUUAUUUACAUUCUCUUGGUUUGGUUACAGAAACUAAUAAAAAUAAUAUACUGUUGAUCUGUUUCCAGUGAGGCCUGGUUUUUACUUGAAGCUUUUUCCAUAAUUAAGUUGAAGCAGUUGUUGCUUUAUACCGGAGCUAGAAUCAACUUCACUUCUGAACACUAGAUGGCACUGCAACACAUAAACCUCUCCGACUGAAGUAGUCACCACAUUCAGAUGAGGCAAAGGGUUUUUAGCGUCCAAGUAAAAAUAAAUCACAUGAGAUUCAAAUCUAUAACAUUUAUUCUAGGAUUUUAUACGGUUUUAACUUAAGAUUAAAGUAUGUAUUGUGUUUAUCCUCAUUAAAGAAACUAUUUUAGCAUCA